ACCUCCCAUUCACCCGAGGGUGUCUGCUCUAAAGGGGUGUGACUUUAAUUGGCUCUUAUUAUUGUAUUGCUGACUACUGCAUGCUGUACAGAAUCAAACUGUUGUAAUAUUAUUAUUCUAUAAUCUGUAGUGUACAGUGUAGGCAUGAUUUUGAGCUCCUUGCAAAGUUAUGGGUGUUCAAAAAGAGGUAAUUAAUAGUUUAAAAUACAUUCAUGAUGAUGUACAGUAAAUCACUUCUGUCACUUAUUGUCUUUUACAGACUGAGGAUAGUGCUUUGAAGUUAAAAUUAAACGUGCCAACAGCGGGACAUAAACAAUUCUCUAAAGUCCUGGCUGAGAUCAGAGAAAGAGCAAUGCCAUCUUCACUGGGCAGACGCCGUAGCAAGACUCUAGAGUGUCCAUCAGUAGACUCUCGAAACAGUGGCGACAGUGACAGUGGAGGGCGACCUCGGGGAGCAACCUCAGCAGUGAGCUCCUCUAGUGGUGCAGUAUCCGACUUUUCUGCACGAGGAAGAAGUGGGACAGGAUUGUCUUUGAAUGAAGAUGAUUCUGCAGAAGUAGAUUCUCUUGAUGGGACAUUUAGUUCCCAAGAUAAGGAAAGUGAUGAAGUAGACGGACAGAUCAUUGACUCAGAGAUACGACAGAGGGUUGAACACUUGAACUACAAGAUAAAGAAAACCAAGGAUCAGAUACGUCAGCUGCAAGAAGAGAGUGAUGGGUAUGUUAAAGAGUACCUGGAAUCAACGGAAGGCUCACAAAAAUCUAAAGCUGUCUUUGAAAAGAAAAAUCAAAAGACAAAUACACUGGUCGCCCAGCUACAGAAAAAGCUGGAAAAAUAUCACAAUACACGUAUGGAGCUGGAGUUAAAUGGCGCAGCACCCAGUGGACAUCUCGCUAAAGAAGUAUUCAAGGGUGUUAGAGAUGGAGUCAAAGGAGCGGUUACCAAGCCUCUGGAGAUUAUCAAGCACCGUAGGUUUGGUAGUGCAGAGAAUGUGAGCACUACUGCGUCAAGUCCUGGAUCAAAGAUAGAUGGACUUGAAGAAGAACCUAGCAGUCCUGCAGGUGAAGAUAGUUUCGCAGGAGAUUCUAAUCUCAGCCCGGCCAGAUACAACAGCGAUGAUGAUUCUUCCAGUGUAGCAUCAGCCACGCACAUCGGCGUUACGCUCCCGGGAAACAGCCCACGUCACAGCCUUCCGCCCAGUCCCCCCACGUCCUAUGAUCACGAUAUUAUCGAACUUCGUGAAACUAACGCCAGACUGCAGGAACUCAUAGAUAACUUGAAGCGACAGCUAGACUUUGUUGCGGAAUCACUUCAAGAGGAACGAUGCAAUUCAGAGCAACUGCGAGAUUUACUAAACAGCAUAACAACAGAGUGGAAUGACGUGUCAGAACUACGUCAGAACGAGAUGAUAACGGUAAAACAAGAACUCGAACGAGCCGAGGAACGCAUUGAGUUAGUGGAAUAUCGGUCAGCGGAGCGAGCAAGCGAGAUUGAAGAGGCGCUCGAUUCUUACGUCACUAGGGUAAGACAAGGGCGUUGUAAGGACAGCCUAAGCAAGUGAAAGUUCUGGCUAUGAAAAGCAACGACGUCGUAAAGACGAAUUUUUAUUGAAAUAAGUAGUGACAUGAGAGCUGAGGAGUGGAAAGGGACUCAAUGCGUGGCUAAACAGAUCAACACACAAGCUUAAUUAUAUGGGGUAAAACAAACUACAGAAAUUUUCAUAGUCAGCGGAAGGUCACGAAAUUGUAUCACUUUGGUUGUGUUAGACUUGAGAAACGCCUUGUGACUUGAGGGGUGUGUGGCAAGGAAACUAAGCGUAUUCAAUUGAUGUAGGUAGAUAGAUAUGCAGGGUGUAAGAGAAGUAACAAUCCACUAGUACUAGAAAUGAACCAUUAAGUUCUUGCAACUGGAAUUAGAAUUAA
This is a messenger RNA of Orbicella faveolata, 1922 nucleotides long. Its product is annotated as transmembrane and coiled-coil domain protein 3-like. Lineage: Eukaryota; Metazoa; Cnidaria; Anthozoa; Scleractinia; Merulinidae. The record is from RefSeq and is a predicted model, not a curated record. Gene Ontology annotation, cellular component: endomembrane system.